CCGGAAGUGAAGAGUGACCGCGGCGGUACUUGCCGCUAUGUUUAUUUUGUUAUGAGUAAAAUGGCGACGGCCAAGUUGGGUAAAGGAAAGAAGGCGGUCAGCCAGGAGGAGUUGAGGCGGCUUAUGCGACAGAAACAGCGAGAGACAUCUCAAAAUAGGAAACGAGUCGAAUCUCCUUUUGCAAAGUACAAUAGUCUCGGCCACUUAACCUGUGUACUGUGCAAUACUCCCAUUAAAAGUGACAUACUAUGGCAAGCACAUAUUCUUGGUAAACCGCAUAAACAGAAAGUCGACGAACUGAGAAGCUCGGAACAAACCUCUCCUGCCCCUGUUAGCAAUACACCAGCAGCCUUAGAUCUGAAGAGGAAAGCACCAAGUGUAACCGAUCCAGACGUGAAGAAAGUAAAACAAGAAACAACCCAUUCUACAGAAUCAGAUCUUCCAGCUGACUUUUUUGAUAGUAAAAAUUCUAAAGGAGUGUGUAGUUCUUCAGUUUCACAAACACCUGGCCUACGAUUGCUAGCUAACGAUUAUGAUGAUGAUGAUGACGGCGACGAUGAUGGAAAUGAGAAUUCCAAGCCAGUAUCUGGGAAUGGUAUUCUGAAGAAAAGUACAGAGAAUCCUCCAGUAGUAGCGGACAAACUUCCUUCAGAUUUUUUUGAUAGCAGCAUUCCCAUUCCGUCUCAUUCUGGGUCCAUUCAAAAAGCAGAGGAGUCUGAAAAGCCAACUGAAAAAAAGGAGAAUGUUUCUGAAGCUUUACCUGAAGGAUUUUUUGAUGACCCUGUUAAAGAUGCAAAGGUACGGAAUGUUGACACACCACAGGACCAAAUGGAUAAAGAAUGGGACGAGUUCCAAAAGGAAAUGCGACAAGUUACUAAUGUGUCUGAAGCAAUAGUAGCAGAAGAUGAUGAGCAAGGACGUUUGGACCGUCAGAUUGGAGAAAUUGAUGAACAAAUUGAGUGCUAUCGACGUGUUGAAGUCCUCCGAGACAAGCAGGAAUUAUUUAAGGAAAAUUUAAAGAAACACAUGAAAUCCACAUCCACACACACUGCUGAUGAAACUGACAGUGAAGGUGAAGAGGAACUUCAGGAUCUUUUGUCUUCAGAUUGGAGGGCAAAGGGCAGUUUAUUAUUUCAGCUCUCAACACGCCUCUGAAGACACUGUUCUUUUUCCCUCCUGACUUGCUUUUCAUGUUUCAUAUUCUUUCAACAACCUAACAAAUGUUUUCAGUAACUUCAGAUGCCAAUAAAAAUGACAGUCAUGGAUAAAGGAAAA
This is a messenger RNA of Polypterus senegalus (gray bichir), 1275 nucleotides long. RefSeq names its product zinc finger protein 830 (gene znf830). NCBI's taxonomy places the organism in Eukaryota, Metazoa, Chordata, Cladistia, Polypteriformes, Polypteridae. The record is from RefSeq and is a predicted model, not a curated record. Gene Ontology annotation, biological process: mitotic DNA damage checkpoint signaling; mitotic DNA replication checkpoint signaling; nuclear DNA replication. Gene Ontology annotation, cellular component: spliceosomal complex; nucleus. The transcript has 10 exons. The coding region runs from base 52 to 1155 and encodes 367 amino acids. Gene Ontology annotation, molecular function: nucleic acid binding; zinc ion binding.